AUGCAGGCCUUCGGCUCCCCGGAUCAAGGGCCCCUGGAGCCGGGCUUCGUGGCUUCCCGCAUCGAGGCCUAUGGGGGCCGCCGGGCCCCGCAACCUUGGGCCGACGGGAGCCUUCAGCCACGGGGGGGUGUCCCGCAGGAGCCCGGUCGUCGACGGCUGCAGGACCUCGUGCUGUUCAACAAGAGCCCCGGGCAGUCCCGGGGCCUGUCGCCGCUCAGGCUGAGGGAGCUGGAGCACGACAGAAAACACGGCCAUCUCUACGGGACCGGCCCCCCGCCCUCCCCCAAAAGCAAGGAGGUGAGCCGCGUGGAGCAGCUGCAAGCUCGACUGCACACGUUCAGCAUGUUCGGGAUCCCCCGCCUGCCCCCCGAAGACCGGCGCCGCUGGGAGAUCGGGGAGGGACGGGACGGCGGGUUGGCCGAGAGCUCCUGGAAGGAGCUGGUGCCCGGGCACGAGACCAUGAGUCGGGAGCUGUGCCACCAGCAGGAGGCGCUAUGGGAGCUGAUCUCCACCGAGUUCAUCUACGUGAAGAAGCUGAAGGUCAUGACAGACCUCCUAGCUGCUGGCCUGCUAAACCUCCAGAGAGUGGGGCUGCUGAUGGAGGUGCCCGCGGAGAUCCUCUUUGGCAACGUACCCGACCUGAUCCGCGUCCACCGGAGUUUCUGGGAGGAGGUGCUGGGACCGGUCCUGGAGGAGACACGGGAAUCCGGCCAGCCUAUGGAUCCGCUAAGCCUCCAGGAUGGCUUCCUCUCGUUUGGGGAGCGCUUCUUACCUUACGUGCACUAUUGUCUGCAAGUGAAACGGACCAUGGAGUUCGCCCGUCACCAACAGGAACACAAUUACCUGUUCCAGACCUUCGUGAAGUGGUGUGAGAAGCACAAGCUUUCCGGCCGGCAGCAGCUCGGCGACCUCCUCAUCAAGCCGCAGCAGCGCGUCACCAAGUAUCCGCUGCUGCUCCGGGCGGUCUUCAAACGGAGCCCUGACCCCCGCCAGCGCGAGGCCCUGGGCGCCAUGAUCUCGGCGGUGGAGUCGUUCCUGCACCACAUCAACGCGCAGGUGCGCCGCGGGGAGGAGCAGGACAACCUGGCGGCGGCCGCCCAGCGCAUCGGGCCCUACGACGUCCUGGAGCCUUCCAGCGAGGAGGUGGAGAAGAAACUUCGUCCCUUUUCCGUGUUGGACUUGACUACGCCCAUGACCGGGAUCACUCCUCACUGCACGCGGCAGCUGUUGAUGGAAGGGGCCGUUCGCAUGAAGGAGGGUCGGGAGGGCAAGCUGGACGUGUACCUGUUCCUCUUCUCGGACGCCCUGCUGGUCACCAAACGGCAGCGAAAGACCGACCGGGCCAAGGUCAUCCGCCCUCCCCUCAUGCUGGAAAGGCUCGUGUGUCAGUCCCUCCGCGACCCAAACAGCUUCCUGCUGAUCCACCUGUCAGAGUUCCAGUGCGUCUCCAGCGCCCUCAUCAUGCACUGCCCUACCUCCUCCUUCAGCCAGCAGUGGCUGGAGAGGAUCCAGGAGGCCCAGGUCGCCCUGCAGAAGAUGAAGGCAGAGGAAUACGUGCAACAGAAACGGGAGCUCCUGGCCUUCUAUCGGGACACGGAGUGCCCGGACCCCAGCUUCCAAACCUCCCCGGAAGCGUCCCAGAGCGGCUUGGAGGGCAGGCCGCCGGGGUUCUCCCCCGCGGUGCCCCGGCUGCUGACGACGGACCUCACGGAGGACCCCGCGCCCCCCGCGCCCCCCGCGCCGGACGACGGCUCGGACGCCGGCUACGGGACCCUGGUCCCGCGCUCGCCCGGAUCGCCCCCUCCCUCCUUAGCCCCGAGCCGCCUGCGCCGGGCCGCCCUCCGCCGGGACCCCCGCCUCACCUUCUCCACCACGGACCUGCGGGACGGCCCGCGGCGCCCCCGCGCCCCCGCCCCCCAGCGCCGAAGCGCCCCCGACCUGCCCGACGGGGUCCUCGGGGGAGGCAGCCUGCCCCGGGAGGCGGAGCGCCCGGCCUGGUCCGACGACGACGACGACGACGUCGACGACGAGGAGGACGGAGACGUGGUGCUCCAGACUCUGCACCGCGCUCGCCUCCGGAGGCACUUCGCCGGUUCGUCGGCGCCCUCCCCCGCCGACUCGGCCGGAGGGAGUCCCUGGGCCUCGGAGGAGGAGGAAGAGGAGCAGGAGCGGGAGGAGGACGACGAGGAAGGAGGAGGAGAAGGAGGGAGGCCCGGGCGCUCGCCCUCCCCGCGUCCCCUGCGGGCCGAGGACAUGCUGCGGGAGAUCCGGGAGGAGCUGGCCGGCCAGCGGAUCGAAGGGAGGGCCGAGCCGGCCGAGGGCGGCCCCCGGAAACUCACUCGGGCCGAGCUGCGGAGGAUGCGCCGAAGCCAGAUCAUCCAGCUGGACAACACGCUGACCGUCUCGUAA
Molecule: messenger RNA, 2409 nt
Organism: Ornithorhynchus anatinus (platypus)
Lineage: Eukaryota; Metazoa; Chordata; Mammalia; Monotremata; Ornithorhynchidae
Gene: PLEKHG6
Product: pleckstrin homology and RhoGEF domain containing G6
Exons: 14
Coding region: 1-2409 (802 amino acids)
Molecular function (GO): guanyl-nucleotide exchange factor activity; GTPase activator activity
Source: RefSeq, a predicted model, not a curated record